Messenger RNA from Saccostrea cuccullata (small rock oyster), 2666 nucleotides. RefSeq names its product MAM and LDL-receptor class A domain-containing protein 1-like. Gene Ontology annotation, biological process: proteolysis. The transcript is spliced from 19 exons. Gene Ontology annotation, molecular function: metalloendopeptidase activity; zinc ion binding. NCBI's taxonomy places the organism in Eukaryota, Metazoa, Mollusca, Bivalvia, Ostreida, Ostreidae. The coding region runs from base 101 to 2632 and encodes 843 amino acids. Gene Ontology annotation, cellular component: membrane. The record is from RefSeq and is a predicted model, not a curated record.
UCUAAUUGUUUUUCCCCCGAAAAUCCUAUAAAGUUACAUGAACACUUACGGUUUGUCAUAUUUUCUGCCGUUUCCUGAGAGAAGUUGAUACUUUGCUGCCAUGUACCUGAGAGAAAUAGCCCUUCUUCUGUUGGUCCGCUCGUGUUUUCUGUUACCUGUGGACUACGACGUCACAGCACCUGAACAAAACCUGGGAGCAGUUCAAAUUCAGACCAAUGGUCAUAUUGAACAUCUGAUGGAUGGGGAAACAUUGGUUGAAGGGGAUAUCAUUAAAAAUCACCAAAAAUCAGCAGUUCAUCAUUUUCAAAUGAGAAUGGCGGUAACAGGUGUCAACUUAGUGUGGACUGGGCGGAUAAUUCCAUACAUCAUCGAUACCACGGGAUAUUCAGUUACAGAACUCACUGCUAUAAAAAAUGCAUUGGGCAAAAUGGCGUCCCUUCUCCAAGACUGUAUAACAUUCAAACCAAGGCAACAAGAGAACGAUUACCUCAGAAUCCAGAGAGGCCACGGCUGUUACAGCUCCGUGGGUAGACAGGGAGGGGAACAGAAGGUAUCACUGGGCCCCGGAUGUACGGAGCGUACCGGAACCAUAUACCACGAACUGAUGCACGCGCUGGGAUUCUGGCACGAGCACACACGCCCCGACAGGGAUAGAUAUAUCGUGCUCAACAAAACCAACAUCAUUGACACUCAUGUAUCUGAUUUCGAGAAAAUGAAUGAAGACGAAGUGACGAUACUAGGGGACUACGACUACACGUCUGUCAUGCAUUACUCUCCUAUCACCUUCGCCAAAGACAAAGUGAACCCUAAGGGGAGGGUGUUUACCAUCAACAGAACUUGGAAUAAUCCGUUCCCAGAGAGCCAGGAAUACAGGAUUGGACAGAGGGAUGGUCUUAGUACGUUGGACAUACAAAAAAUCCGCAAAAUGUACCGAUGCAGUAUCAAACAGUGCAGCAAUCCCGAGCCACUUAUAAAUGGUAAAAUAGUAGGCCUUUCAGAGACUGGCAGUACCGAGGUCGGCGUGUCCAUUGUAUACUCCUGUAACUAUCCCGGUACUAUACUGGUCGGGCCCAGGAAGAGAUUCUGUAAAAUGGACGGUACCUGGUCAGGAUUUCAGCCCCAGUGUCUUAACCCAAAAGAAGGAUUCAUACGUUUUUGCUCCUUUGAUUCCAACAAUUUCUGCGGCUGGACGCAAGAUCCGCAAAACUCGGGAGACUGGAUACUUAAUAACAAAGGAACGGAGACUGAGAACACGGGUCCGACUCUUGACCACACGGCAGAGGAUCAUACAGGAUACUACAUUUACAUGGAAUCAUCUCGUAGAACAAAGGGAGAUAAGACCAGGUUACUCUCUCCACUCUUCCACAUAAAGAACAGCACAGGACGCAUGUGUUUAGAGUUGUAUUACCAUAUGCACGGAAAAACAAUGGGUUCCCUCAAUGUUUUUAUACAAAAUGAGGGUCUUACACAGACGUUCCAGUCUUUCUCGAUCUCUGGAGACCAAGGCUCUCAGUGGAAACACCUAGAAACCAACUUCACCAACCCAAACGUUCCCUUCAAGAUUGUACUGGAAGGAGUCGUAGGACCAAAUUUUCUGAGUGACAUUGGAAUUGAUGACGUCAUCAUCAUGGACUGUAGUCUCGGGCCAGGAGAUCAAACCAAAACCCAAGGAGUUUACAAGUGUGAUUUUCUCUCCGGAUUCUGUGGCUGGACACAGGAGACGACGGACAUUGCGUGGCAGAUUAACUCGGGGGACACGCCCACUAUCUUUACCGGGCCGGAAUGUGACCGCACGGAUUGUCAAAACGGAACAUAUCUUUAUAUAGAAACGUCUGGGACAAGUGCACCGGGAAGCGAAGCAACAUUGAGGUCCCCGUUACUCCAGAGGAGUGGAGACUACUGCCUAACCUUUUUCUACAGUAUGUAUGGGGCUGAUAUUGGUGAGCUUAGAGUAGAAAUAGAGGAUGGUGUCAACAAAUCUACAGAGUGGAUAAAACAAGGUGACCAAGGCAACGGGUGGCACAGUGCGAUGGUUCCAAUAUCUGGCCAGGGAGGCUUCUGGGUACUAUUUGUGGGAAAGAAGGGCUUUGGAUACCGUGGGGACAUUGCCAUAGACGACGUCACAAUUACAGAAAAUAAAUGCAAGGUUGAUGCCUCCUGUGACUUUGAUAGCGGUUUUUGUGGAUGGCAGAAUGAUGUGUUUGAUGACUUUGAUUGGUCAAGAAUGAAAGGGUCAACUGCCACACCUAACACCGGCCCUAGGGCGGAUCAUACGUCUACUGAAGGUUAUUACCUCUACAUAGAGAGCUCGGCGCCCCGAGUGACGGGAGACACGGCUCGUAUUUACUCCCCCUUCAUCACGAGCUACAACCCAGUGUCCUGCCUGGUCAUACAUUAUCACAUGUUUGGAGAGCACGUGGCACACUUACAUGUACUCCUAGUCACUAUUGAGGGCCAUGAACAAAGUAUAUGGAAGCAUUUCGGAAAUCAUGGCGAUGUGUGGCACAAAGCCACUAUCCAUCUCCCUCCAAUGCAAACCGACUAUCAGAUUGUGAUUGAGGGUGUUGUCGGGGAUUCCUACACCGGUGAUAUUGCAGUGGAUGACAUUUUAAUGUACCAAUCGUGUUAUUAAUGAAUAUUUGUGUCGGAAAACACUGCUUCUUUAC